Molecule: messenger RNA, 1939 nt
Organism: Haplochromis burtoni (Burton's mouthbrooder)
Lineage: Eukaryota; Metazoa; Chordata; Actinopteri; Cichliformes; Cichlidae
Exons: 4
Coding region: 226-1089 (287 amino acids)
Cellular component (GO): membrane
Source: RefSeq, a predicted model, not a curated record
CAGAGGCUUCUGUGGCGUGAGAGACGGGACUGACGGCGCACGAAGCUCGUAGUAGCUUUGACCUCAUACCAGAAACUCUUCUGUUCACCUGUUAGUUCCUCUUCCGCCUCCGCCUUGUAGGGUGGAGUUGUUUCUACCUGGAUUCUGACAGCAGACAGAAUAACUAUAUUUGGAUUCAGUAAUGCUGUUUCAGUCUGAAGUGUUUUUUGUCGACAUUACACAGGAAUGAGCCAGCAGCCGCGAUCAAACCGGGGGCACCGGGAGAGGAACGGAGACCACCGGCAGCACAAUGGCGACCGGUCAACACCAUCCAACAGGUCCUCCUCAUCACCCCCAUAUUACCCCCGAGAAGCUGACUCACAUCCAAGUCAUGCACGGGAACGAGUGAAUCACAGUGACUCCAAAUGGAACUACAUUUGCUCCAGAAGAGGUAUCAUCCUGAUCUGCGCUGUGCUGACCAACGCCCUGGUCCUCAUCUGUGUGGUCGCAGCUCAGAUGGUUACGUCGGGAAUGUCCUCGGCAGCCAGCAUGGGCGGCUUCAACCUCAACUCCAACAUCAACUUUGAGGGUACUGAGCUGCAGAAGCUACGAGAACUAGACAUGCAGUAUAACCAAAUGAGGGCACCAAGCAUCUAUGGCGGCAUCCCCUUCAGCCUCACCUUUGGAAUAGUCUCACUGCUGUUUGUGGUGUCUGGGAACAAACCCCCCCACCGGAUGUCGCGAAAGCUCCUGUUUGGAGCGCUGGUCUUUCAGGCGGUGGGCGCAGUGGUGUAUGUGGUGGCUGUCGGCCUCUACCUGCACUUCAUGAUCAAAGUCAACUCCACAGAUGUGUGCAAGCAGCGGGAGAUUCUGUAUUCGCGGAACGGCUACACCUGGAUGAACUGUAACGUGAGUGGGGCCGAUGCAGCUGUGGCUCUGUUCGGACUCAUCACCGCCAUUCUGUACAUUGCUGGCACAGUGCUCACUUUCCAGACCAUUCAGCACGUGAAGCGUUACCUACAGGAACAAAAGCGGCGGGAAGAGGAGAAAAAGCAGGAUCGGAACAACCCACAGAGGGCUCCGCUGUGGGCCGAGACCACAUCUGUGUGAGGGAGACUUGUGUACUGUGGUUAAGGGGACACUUUAGUUUCUGCUACAAUGACAUCUGAACUGAUUCAAAGAGGAUUGGCUCCAAAUGUGUAAGACUGACAGACGGAUCACAGGAAACAUUUAAACUUACAACUCUUCAUCGUCUCCACAUGGACACAGCUACUUUGUAGUUUAAACUACUUCUGUGUUACUGCCCAAAAGUGACUGUGUAUCAGGGGACAUAAACAGUACAGUGAGGUAGCACUAAUGUGCUGCUGUGGCUUAGUUGGAUAAAAAAAAAAAAAAGAAAAAUCUUGCAUAGCUAGAAUACAUUUGGGAUUAAAACAGUACAGUUGAACACUAAAACUAAUGUAUGACAACUAAACCUGCCUAGUACUUAGUGAAUUUAAUGUCGUUCCCUCAGGCACUGUAAUACAUGGAUGAAUAUUAAAGCUUUUCCACUUAUGGAGAGAACUAGAAAAUAAAGUGAAGACUCAGCCAUCAUUCAUCAGCCCCACAUAUUGUUAGUUAGCUCAGAAAAUGAAAUGUAUUAUGUUGGCUUUUUAUGCACAUUCUCUCUCAUUUUUGUCAAUUUUUAUGUAGAAGUUUUUGUAUGUGUCUUUAAAAAAAAAAAUAAAAAAAAAUCUUCUAUCCAAAUGUAACUUUGUUCUCAAAUGUGUCAGUUAUCUCAGGUAAUGCUGAACAUGACCGGCUUGUGUAAGUUAAAUCGCUGAGUAAAUCUUCAAAUGGCCUGUUUUACUGUUGGAGAUAGUUUUCUAAUAGUAACAUGUACACUGCUUAAUGUUUUUUUUUCUACCAGUUUGCAGCAUUUUAUCUACUGUAAUUAAACAGACUAUGAUUCCAUUUAAAA